AGGUCCGGCAGCUCCUGGUGGAGGUGGUCCGCCAGCAGCAGAAGGCCGCCCUGCGUCCCCCCGAGCACUCAGUCGGCCGCUCUCUGGCAGACCCUCCUCCGGACACCCAGGGACGCUUCCUCAACUCGCUGCUCUUCGGCGACGGACCGGCGGACCCGUACCUCCAGGACGGCAUCAGCUUUCUGCAGAACGUCAACAGGCUGGACCGGCGCCGCUGCGUGCCCCGCCUGCUCUGCUCCGCCGUCUCCGGCAUCUUCACCGGCUUCGGCAGACCGACUGGGAGCGGCGCGACGCCGGCCCCGCCGACUGUCAGUCCACCGGCUCCCCCUACUGUCAAACCACUGCCACCGGCACCCCCUACUGUCAGACCACUGCCACCGGCUCCUCCAACCAACAGACCUCAGCCACCGGCUCCUCCCACCAGCAGACCUCAGCCGCCGGCUCCUCCGACUAACAGACCUCAGCCGCCGGCUCCCCCUACCAACAGACCUCAACCUCCCGCGCCGCCUCCAUCCCCGAUACCCCUGCCUCCAGCGCCAGUCACAAGGCCCACUACUCGGCCUGCGCCGCCCCCCACCAGACCUCCGGCGCCGCCGCCGCAGCCCCCAGCGCCGCCGACCUCACGGCCACAGCCCCCGGCGCCGCCGACCUCACGGCCGCAGCCUCCAGCGCCGCCGACCUCACGGCCGCAGCCCCCAGUGCCACCCCCGGUGACGCCGCUGCCCCGUCCGCCCGUCAUCCUGCCGCCGGCGCCCCCCGUCGGCGGUCCGCCGGCGCCCCCUGUGGGUCCGCCGGCGCCCCCUGUGGGUCCGCCGGCGCCGCCCGUAGCUCCGCCGGCGCCGCCCUCCGACGCGCUCCGCCAGAGCCCGGACGCGUUCUUUGAGAGGCCGAUCAACACUCUGGCGUUCGGUCCGCCCGAGGUGGGCCGCAGCCUGGACUUUGGCCGGCCGGCCCGGUUCGACCCCAGCUCUCGUAGGGUGUCGGUGUUCGCCGACGACACGCCGAUCCUGGCUGACGACCUCGGCCUGACGCCGGUCCAGUCGCGCCACUCGCUGCCGCGCGGCCCCAACGAGCUGGGCGGCUCAGCGCCGCCGACCCGCGGCUCCGGCAGGGUGCUGUUUAUCGACCCCAGCGGGCCCAGCCAGAGCUCCGGGUUCGGGCCGCCGGUGACCGCUGCCAGGGAGGUGUUCCGGGUCGGCGCGCCGGGGCCGCGGGACGCGCCUGUGGGCCGGUUCGGUCAGCCGCGGACCGGCGGCCGGGUGCGGUUCGAGGAGGAGGUCGUGUCGGGUCGCUCGGCGGGCCGGCCCGUGUCGGCCGAGGAGCUGCUGUUUCCGGACGAGUUCCGGGCGCCGGCACUGCCAUCUGGCGGCCGGCGCACGCUGCGCCAGGCCACCCGACCGCCCUCUACCGGGCGGAUACGGUUUCCCGAGAGGAGGCGGAAGAAGAGGACCGUGCCGAUCAUCAGCGGCUUCCUAAGGAUGCUGACCACGCUGGCCCAGCCGAGCGCGUUCUCGCCGUUCACCACGGCGGCUCUGGACGGCAGCACAGCCGGCUCUCGGCAGGACUGCGCCCGGCUCUACCCGCAGUGUCCCGUCAACACACGACCCGGCGACAGCGAGUUCCUACACAUCUUCAACAACCUGAACCAGUACGCGCCCGGGCUGCAGGACGCGCUGGGCUCGCAGCUGCUGAACAGCGUGCCGGCGCUGGACGCGUUCCGUGUGAGGCAGCGGCGGGAGGCCAGCGGCCGACGCAGACGGAGGGGGGAGGCCAGCGGCCGGCGCAGACGGCAGCUGAGCAGGCGCCUCUGGCGGCGGCGGAGAUAGACCUCUGAGAGACAGACACCGGCGCAGAGACCGGCACAGACCGAGAGACUGAACUGGCCGGCAGUCUGAGGCGGAGACAAGAGCCGGGUGCACUCGAGAGGAGCGGAGUGUAGACUUCAGCCCGGUGCACUCGAGAGAAGCGGAGUGUAUACUUCAUGAGGAGCCUCAAGGAAGGACGAGUGCCUUUCAUUUUACAGCUUAUUUGGAUUGAAACAGAAAACAUCGUUGUGCCCGAAAGUGCUGAAUUUGUCAGACGAAGGACAGUUUCGAAGGUGCCAUAACCUGUUAGGUGAUGUUAACGAUGCUGCCAUCCAAUUUGUUGUCUCUGGUUGGCAGUUGCUUUGGCUUAUUGCCAUCGCAGUUCGCACAUUUUUACAUUUGAUUUACAAAGCGAAUGUACCCGUUUUAGUUAUUAACUGAUAGGCACGUUUCAACGGCGAAGGGACUGUUUUUAUAGUUUUUUUUUUUAGUUUUAUGUUAUCGUUGUCGCAGCUGAAUGCAUGAAAGCUGCUAACCUAUAGGGAACGUAUGGUCAUUUUUUUAUUGGUGUAACCAAAUAACGUUAUAAUUGGCCUUAAUAGUGAAUCAUAUCCAAAUGCUAUACAUAUUUUAUAACUGGACCUAACAGACUCUGAUCGGGUCUCGUUAAACUCUAAGGGGUUACUCGGAAAUCGUAAAAGAGACGUUUUCCCUAAAAUAUAUUUGGGGUGUUCCUCCAUUCCAACUAUAAUCUGAGGCCAAUUCAAAGAUCCUAAAACAAAACGGCUUUCAAAAGCAACAGGGCCUUAUGUGCUAAACCUUGUAAAGAUAAUAUAAAUUGCUCUCGCGUUGUUGACGAGCAAUGAACCAGCUCGUCCAAAAUCGUCAAAACCGGGAACAUCUGACCUAUGAUGACUUUUGGCAGCGUGCCCAGAAAAAACUAGAAUUAUUGCUGGUCAUUUCACGAUUUCUGACGACCUUUUUCUGCUACGAUCGGGACACGCAGCGCCGAUACACAUUGCCACAGCGCGGGCUAAUGACUCGACAAAAUAAACACCGCUUAAUUUCACGGGCUUAGGCAUAGCACUUAAGCUGAUAUCAGCAUAGAUAAAGGUAAAGGCGAGGAAUUAACUCCCCAUUUACCACCAGUCAAUAAAGGCCAUCCUCUAUUGCAGGCAUGCAGCAAAUCUUAUUGACAGGGGCCUAUUCAGCGGAUUAUAUACGGGGCCAUUGGAAAUCGGAUGGCGGAAGGGGAGGAGAAGGGUCAGAGGCGAGAUAAUCGCGGCUUACUUCACUAGCUCGAGGAGCUGUUUGGAAAAUUGGGCAAGGUUCUUACGCAUUCUUCCUUAUUGCAAAGGCGCGUUAAUAAGGAGAAGGUUAUGGUUUUCAUGAGACAAUACGCUUUAGGACUGAGUGUCUAGCCGUACCCGGACAUUUGAUGCAGCUGAUGCAGCUCCUGCUUGAGAGCAGUUCAGAUGGUCGUGCCGUUGUGAUACUGUGCUGUUGGGCUGAGAGGUGUAGUCGUUGUGAACUAGUGAUUCGGCAAUGUAGGUCGAUAUGGACUGGUGGUUCGGUACUGUAGGUCGGCGUAAACUGGUGAUUCGGUGCUGUAGAUCGGGGUAAAAUGGUGACGACUCCCUACUGUCCGCCGAUGUGAAUUAAUUUUACGAAACUGUUGGUUGGUAUGAAUGGCCAUACGACGCUUUCGGGCCGAGAGGUUGGUCUGUGUGAACGAUAAGUGAUAAUGCUAUGCUGUUGUGCCGAGAGGUAGCUAUGCCUGCCGAGAGGUAGUCAAUAGGUUGCUAUGUAUGCAUUGUUGCAGCUGCUCCGGCGCUGUCAGACGGUAUAGUUCGGUGUGCACCGUGAUCUGCAGCGACAUCUGAAUGUCCCGCGUAUCAGCCGUAUUGCUGAUACAGCGCUGGUGGAUCCGCCCGCUGCCAGGCGCCCCACGAGGGGCGGUCGGUGACCGUGUUAUGGUGUUUGGUCCGAUUUUGUGGUCCAUUCGUAGCACGGGAUGGCCCAGAGGAGACGCCGCGCAUGAUUCCUGUAUGUCGCGGACAGCAGCGCACUUUUGCAGCCGUGUGAUCGAUCAGAAAGUGCUGGUUUUAAUUUUAAGUCGUUACUGAACCGUGCGAGUGUAUGAGGAGGGGAUGUGAUGUCUCCUAGUCGAGAAAAGACAGCGCUGUUCCGCAGCCUGCGUUACCAAAGUAAUACCUGAAUGACUGUAAUGUGUGUGUUAUAAUAUAAUUAACAUGUUACUUC
Amphibalanus amphitrite is the source of this 4067-nucleotide messenger RNA. RefSeq names its product formin-like protein 14. The annotation marks the transcript as partial. The transcript has 3 exons. The record is from RefSeq and is a predicted model, not a curated record. NCBI's taxonomy places the organism in Eukaryota, Metazoa, Arthropoda, Thecostraca, Balanomorpha, Balanidae.